UGGCGGUCAUUUACGGUAUUGCAAGCGGAAGCUGACCACCUGUCUGGGACAUCGAGUUCCUUGGCGUUGUUUUGGUCGGUAGAGAGAGGUCAACUACAUGGACAAACUGAAGAAGGUGCUGAGCGGCGAGGAUGAGGAAAACAACACGGACGGAACAGGAAUAUUGGAGAGAGCCAAUCAGGCAUCGACACUGGCCUGGGGGACAAGGAUGAAGGGCUUCCUGCUGUGCUUCCUUUUGGGGUUGAUAUGCUCCAUUUUGGGCUCUUGUAUGCUGUGGUUGCCUGGUUUUGGUCUCCCUGUGUUCGCUGUGCUGUACAGUUUGGGAAACAUCUCUGCUUUGGCCAGCACAAUGUUCUUAAUGGGUCCGGUCAGGCAGUUAAAGACUAUGUGUGCAAAAGAACGAGCACUGGCUACCACCUUAAUGUUGGUGUGUCUUGGGCUGACGUUGAGUUCAGCUUUCUGGUGGCGCAACAAUGGACUUGCCCUGCUAUUCUGUUUCUUACAGUUUAUGGCGUUCAUUUGGUAUGGCCUGUCUUACAUCCCAUUCGCCAGGGAUGGACUCAUCAAAUGUUGUUCUGCCUGUUUCUAAAAUGUCCGCUUGACCAAUCAAGAUGCGUCAAUUCUUCAGGCCAAGUGUCAGAUGUGGUUUCACUGGAAACCAACUGUAUUGGCCUGCAUAUGUUACUUGUCCACUUGUUUUCAGCAGGUCAUUUUUUUUAUCAGCCCGCUUUUUUUCCUUCUGCAAAUUUCUAUUAUUUAUUACACAAACAAGUGCUUCCACAUUUCUCAGCGGGCUUUUGCAUUUUUAAUCAUGUGUAUGAAUAUUCAGUCAAUAAUACAAAGUAUGUACUGUCAUAGGGUACAAUUAUGAAAUCAAAGUGCUUUUACUACAUACAGUGGGGCAAAUAAGUAUUUAGUCAACCACCAAUAGUGCAAGUUCUCCUACUUGAAAAGAUUAGAGAGCCCUUUAAUUUUCAACAUGGGUAAACCUCAACCAUGAGAGACAGAAUGUGGAAAAAAAACAUAAAAUCACAUUAUUUGAUUUUUAAAGAAUUUAUUUCCAAAAUUAUAGUGGAAAAUAAACAAGCAAGAUUUCUGGCUGUCAAAGAGGUCUAACUUCUUCUAACGAGGUCUAACGAGGCUCCACUCGUUACCUGUAUUAAUAGCACCUGUUUUAACUCAUUAUCGGUAUAAAAGAUACCUGUCCACAAUCUCACUCAGUCACACUCCAAACUCCACUAUGGUCAAGACCAAAGAGCUGUCAAAGGACACCAGAGACAAAAUUAUAGACCUGCACCAGGCUGGGAAGACUGAAUCUGCAAUAGGUAAAACGCUUGGUGUAAAGAAAUCAACUGAGGGAGAAAUUAUUAGAAAAUGGAAGACAUACAAGACCACUGAUAGUCUCCCUCAAUCUGGGGCUCCAUGCAAGAUCUCACCCCUUGGCGUCAAAAUGAUAACAAGAAUGGUGAGCAAAAAUCCCAGAACCACUGGGGGGGACCGAGUGAAUGACCUACAAAGAGCUAGGACAACAGUAACAAAGGCUACUAUCAGUAACUCGAUGCACCGCCAGGGACUCAAAUCCUGCACUGCCAGACGUGUCCCCCUGCUGAAGAAAGUACACGUCCAGGCCCGUCUGCGGUUCGCUAGAGAGCAUUUGGAUGAUCUAGAAGAGGACUGGAAGAAUGUGUUAUGGUCAGAUUAAACCAAAAUAGAACUUUUGGUAGAAACACAGGUUCUCGUUUGGAGGAAAAAGAAUACUGAGUUGCAAUAUACCCACUGUGAAGCAUGGGGGUGAAAACAUCAUGCUUUGGGGCUGUUUUUCUGCAAAGAGACCAGGACGACUGAUCUGUGUAAAGGAAAGAAUGAAUGGGGCCAUUUAUCGAGAGAUUUUGAAUGAAAAUCUCCUUCCAUCAGCAAGGGCAUUGAAGAUGAGACGCGGCUUGGUCUUUCAGCAUAACAAUGAUCGCAAACACACAGCCAGGGCAACAAAGGAGUGGCUUCGUAAGAAGCAUUUUAAGGUCCUGGAAUGGCCUAGCCAGUCUCCAGAUCUGAACCCCACAGAAAAUCUGUGGAGGGAGUUGAAAGUCUGUGUUGCCCAACGACAGCCCCAAAACAUCACUACUCUAUAGGAGAUUUGCAUGGAGGAAUGGGCCAAAAUACCAGCAACAGUGUGUGAAAAGCUUGUGAACAGUUACAGAAAACGUUUGGCCUUCGUUAUUGCCAACAAGGGGUACAUAACUAAGUAUUGAGAGAUGAACUUUUGGUAUUGACCAAAUACUUAUUUUCCGCCAUGAUUUGCAAAUAAAUUCAUUAAAAAUCACACAAUGUGAUUUUCUGUUUUUUUUUUUUUUUUUCACAUUCUGUCUCAUAGUUGUGGUUUACCCAUGUCGACAAUUAUAGGCCUCUAUAAUAUUUUCAAGUGGGAGAACUUGCACAAUUAGUGGUUGACUAAAUACUUAUUUGCCCCACUGUAUGUUGUGAUUGAGCAUAAAACUAUAGUUAGCUUUAUGUGCGCUACUCAAUUUUUAAUGAAGUCAUUCAGUUUCUACAUGUCCAGAUAUUUCAGAGCCAAUUUUCAUUUUUGUGAAUACUAAUAUCUGUCUGAGACAAUUUCAAGACUGGCUCAAGAAUGUUAUUUAUCUAUGAAUUUGUGACACUUUCAGGACCACCGAAAAUAAACUGCAGCAUUUCUUUAAUGCUGAUCUUUAUUAAAAUACUGAAGCUGAUCAGUUUGUCCAGUCAAAUGUUGUGUGUGACCUGCCGAUGUUUACCCCCCGUCUUUGUUCACGCUGUCUUUACGCACGACGACAAGCUAAAGCCAGUAAAUCUCCCUCCUGAUUAAAUCCCACACACACACACGCAUACACGUAUCAGGUGUCGUGGGUUUACAGAUGUCUGACCUCUUGUCAAUUUCAUGCUUCCGCUAACAUAUGUGUGCCUUCAAUGUUCUCAGUUGACAUUUAAAUGUUGGUUUGUCACUGACGAUUGUCUUUAGAACAGAAAAAAAGCAAAACAUUUUCUCGACAUUUUUUUUUGUGUUUAUGCUGUUGGCCCCUCCAAUUAAGUGGCACUGGCUGAACCUUGAAAGAAGGUGUUAUUUCUCCAAGCCGUCUUUUUUGGAAUAAGAAUUUUCUUCAAC
Corythoichthys intestinalis (scribbled pipefish) is the source of this 3139-nucleotide messenger RNA. RefSeq names its product vesicle transport protein SFT2B-like. NCBI's taxonomy places the organism in Eukaryota, Metazoa, Chordata, Actinopteri, Syngnathiformes, Syngnathidae. Bases 98 to 589 code for a protein of 163 amino acids. The record is from RefSeq and is a predicted model, not a curated record. Gene Ontology annotation, cellular component: membrane. The transcript is spliced from 9 exons. Gene Ontology annotation, biological process: vesicle-mediated transport.